Messenger RNA from Linum tenue, 219 nucleotides. NCBI's taxonomy places the organism in Eukaryota, Viridiplantae, Streptophyta, Magnoliopsida, Malpighiales, Linaceae. The record is from the annotation of a GenBank genome assembly.
CCAAGAUCAUGGACAACGCUUUCCAGGAAAUCCAGGUAUUUGUAGGCAGGCGGGGAGGCAAGGUUGAGUUUCUCAUACUCGACCGUGAUGGUCACAAAGCAGCCAUUGCCGCCGGCGUCGUCAUCAUCUUUUGGCUUCAUCUCAAACUUGCCUAUGUACACUUUAUAUAGCUUCAUCGGGUCGCCGUCCACCCCGAUUACGGUCACCAGCUUCUUCUCG